Messenger RNA from Lactuca sativa (garden lettuce), 1287 nucleotides. Its product is annotated as S-adenosyl-L-methionine-dependent methyltransferases superfamily protein. The record is from RefSeq and is a predicted model, not a curated record. NCBI's taxonomy places the organism in Eukaryota, Viridiplantae, Streptophyta, Magnoliopsida, Asterales, Asteraceae.
CAGACUAUCCUUUGUGUCGUUCACAUCGUUCCCAGCUCUCACAUCGACCGCUCACAGCCCUCGUUCUUCACCAACGUUCACCACACCUAAAGGCACCGGCGACCCUCCUCCGAUCUCCGCUCCAGACCAUCGCUGCCGGCGCCGGCUGCUACUCUAUCUCUGAUCUGGCAAAUGUUGGGAUGUUAUCCAGUUUUGGGGAUGUUCAACCACAAAUUUAUAGCAGGAUGGCGCAAGAGUUUGUCUAUCUCCAUUCUCUCCUCAAAUUCUUCUAAUAAUCAUAAUCUUGCUUUCUACUCCAAAUCAAUCAAACCCAAAAUUCUUCUUACGACUACGAGCGAGCUCAACCGGGACUCUCCUUUGAUUGGUCUAGAGUGCGUGAUGAUGGACUAUAUUUUUGGGAAGAAGAAGGCCACACAAGUUGCUCACUCUGUUUGGGAACAUGUUGUCAAGAAAGGGGAUGCAGUUGUGGAUGCCACUUGUGGAAAUGGUUACGAUACCUUGGCGAUGGUGAAUAUGGUGGCUGAUAAGUCACGUGUUGGCCGUGUUUAUGCAAUGGACAUUCAAGAAACCGCAAUAAAGAAUACCAUGUCUUUGUUGGAUAGAUCGCUUCAUCCUAAUGAGAAAGAAAUGGUACAGCUAUAUGCUACCUGUCAUAGCGAAAUGGAACAAGUUGUUCCAAGGAGUGCUACAGUGAGGGUAGUUGCAUUCAACUUGGGAUAUCUUCCGGGAGGUGACAAAACAAUGAUUACUAAACCAGAAACAACACUAUUAGGAAUGGAGGCUGCAACCAGAAUAGUUGUAGCAGGAGGUGUUAUCAGCAUGCUAGUUUAUGUGGGGCAUCCUGGUGGCAUGGAAGAAUAUGAGAUGGUGGAAGCCUUCGCUUCUGGAUUGCCAGUCGAUACCUGGAUAUGCUGCAAGCUUCAAAUGUUGAACCGCCCGUUGGCUCCCAUACUCUUUCUCUUAUGUAAGAGGUAAAACACAAAGGACCUUUUUUUUUUUCUUUUUUUUUUCUUUUUUUUUUUUUUUUCUCUAGAUAGACUAGCACCUGAAAAUGGAUGGGGAAGGGUGGUAACACCAAUUCCAACGAGGAAGAUGAAAGGGUUGUGUGGAUGGUAGACAUAUAGAUGAGAAUAGGGUAAGGAGUUUUUGGUCAUUUUGUUUCUUGUUCCACCAUCUUGGGUGGGACUAAAUUUUGGAGAAUUAGUCCCAUUGGACUUGGUCAACAACCCGUCUUGUUCAAGUCUCAUUUAUGCCAAACACCUAUUGAAAAAACUUUGGUUUAUUCAA